UUAUUAGCUCAAAAGAAUGGAAUAAUAUUGGUAGGAGUGGCGGGUCCUUCUGGGGCUGGAAAGUCUGUGUUUACUGAAAAAAUACUGAACUUUAUGCCCAGCGUUGCGGUCAUAUCAAUGGACAACUACAAUGACGCUAGUCGAAUUGUUGAUGGCAACUUUGAUGAUCCACGUUUGACAGACUACGACACCUUGCUCCAGAAUGUCAGUGACUUAAGAGCAUGGAAGCCGGUUGAGGUUCCAUUAUAUGACUUCAAGUCCAGUUCCCGCACAGGGAUCAGGACAGUUGAAGUCCCAAGCUCCCGUAUCGUGAUCAUUGAGGGCAUUUAUGCUUUGAGUGAAAAGUUGCGGCCUUUUCUGGAUCUACGAGUAUCUGUCACAGGUGGUGUUCACUUUGACCUUGUUAAAAGGGUUUUACGGGACAUACAGCGAGCUGGCCAAGAACCAGAAGAAAUAAUUCAUCAAAUAUCUGAAACAGUAUACCCAAUGUACAAGGCCUUUAUCGAGCCAGAUCUUCAAACUGCUCAUAUAAAAAUUAUCAACAAGUUCAAUCCAUUUACUGGAUUUCAAAGUCCCACUUACAUUUUAAAGUCAGCGAAGCCCUUGUCGGUGGAUCAAAUAAAGGCAGUCUUUACUGAAGAGCAUACAGAAGCCAAGGAGGAGACCUAUGACAUAUACCUUCUACCACCUGGUGAAGAUCCAGAAUCUUGCCAAUCAUAUCUGAGGAUGCGUGAUAAAGAUGGGAAAUAUAGUCUCAUGUUUGAGGAGUGGGUGACAGAUAAUCCAUUUGUUAUAUCACCAAGAAUAACUUUUGAGGUCAGUGUGCGUCUUCUUGGUGGACUAAUGGCUCUGGGAUACACAAUUGCUACUAUCCUGAAAAGAAGCAGUCAUGUAUUCUUCAAUGAUGGUGUCUGUGUAAAAAUUGAUUGGCUAGAGCAACUCAAUCGUCGAUAUAUUCAGGUGCAGGGAAAAGAUCGAGUAGUUGUAAGAUGUGUUGCAGAGCAGCUUGGCUUGGAAGGUUCAUACAUUCCUCGUACCUACAUUGAACAAAUUCAACUGGAAAAGCUCGUGAAUGAGGUCAUGGCCUUGCCAGAUGAUUUAAAGACAAGGCUUAGCAUAGAUGAGGAUCUUGUUUUGAGCCCCAGAGACGCACUUUCUAAAGUCUCUGCAGCUGUCAUGAGAAAUAAGCAUCUCAAGAGUGGUAUGUCGCAGUCCUAUACAAACCAAAGGGACAAAAGUACAUCCAGGCUCACUGGAUAUUCUUCCAACGGUCAAAGGUUUGAAGACAGAAAUUCAGAAUCACAAGCAACACUAGCAAGCCAGGGAGUCAUUACUCAGCUAUCAGAGCAUAUAUCUUCGCUGAAUGAUAGGAUGGAUGAGUUUACAAACCGAAUUGAAGAGCUGAAUUCCAAGUUGACUGUGAAGAAAAGUUCUAGCCAACAAAACAUGGCUCUUCAAGCUGAAGCCUGCAAUGGCUCCACUCCCACAUAUAAUUUCAUCUCUAGCUUGGGCAAUGGAUCUUUAACUGGCUCCAUAAUGCCUAAUUCCUCAUCUUCUGCCCAGUUGGCUAAGGAGUCUCCAGCACUGGAAGAGAUAUCAAAUAUUACAAGGGGACAACGUCAAAUCAUGCACCAGUUAGACAAUCUCAACAAUCUCCUCCGGGAAAGCAUGGGAGAGAGAAAUCGACCGGCAAGAACAAACAGCAGUAAAGGCAUGGAUGCUCGUUCAGUUCCUCUUGCAGUAACACUUGCUGUUGGCGUUUUAGGAGUCGUCAUAUACAAGGGCAUCUUAAAUCGAAGCUGAUUUAACUUGAAAACUUAUUAGACUGAUCGACUUUUCCCACCUGAGUAUGAUGCAGUAUUACCCUUCUGCUCGGGAAACACAUUUUAACAGUUAGAGAUACCAGAAGCAAAUAGAAGCUAGAGAGAGCUUCUUUGAGAAUUUGUAAAGAAGGGUGCCGUAGCAAUUUUGAAAUUUUUUUGGGAUACAGGAUACUAAAUGGUUUUUCCAUUCAAUUGCUAGUUUUAAUAAAAUAUGAGGAUGAAUUUCAGAGCUAAAUCUUCUCUCUCAAGCAAUCUCAUAUCUUUUUCAGUCAACUUUGCUGACGAAGUGGUGUUAGCUCAGUGGUUAGAGCACCCACUACCUAAGAUUGAGGUCAUGGGUGCGAGUCACCAUAGGAGUAUGAGUGAAAUCCUUUGAUCCUCUUUAAAAAAAAAAAAAAUCAUCAAGAGCGAGUCAUAAAUAGUGUUGUCACCUAUAGAGUUGCCUUGCAUUUUCAGUGAAGGAGGAUCAAAACUGGGCUGAAAAUGUUGGGCUUUUGUUUUAGAUCCAACAUUAGUUUUUCAGACGUCACCCUCGAAGCAGGGCAGACCGCCAUAAAAGGUGUUAAACUGAGUUUUGGUCCGUCAUAUAAUUAUGUAGAGGAAGAUGCGAACUUCACCUUCACCGACCGGCGGGAACACCUCUUGAGAGUUAAGACCCAGAAAAAGUUGGAGUAUGCGAAUGGGCGAUAAACCGGAUCGUGAUUUGAUAAGCAAUCUGCCUCAGAGCAUUAUAGAGAGCAUUCUCACGUGUUUGCCAAUAGGAGAUGCUAUAAGAACUAGCUGCUUGUCAAGGAAAUGGAGAUACAAAUGGACUACACUCACUCAUCUUGUAUUCGACGAAAAAUGUGUGGCUCAAUCUGGUGAUCAAGUAGUUGUCACAAAAAGCCUUAUCAAUUUUAUAACUCGAGCUCUCUUUCUUCACCAAGGCCCUAUUCACAAGUUCCAGGUCUGUACUUCGUACUUGCAGAGCUGCCCGGAUAUAGAUCAAUGGAUACUUUUCCUUUCGAGGAAUGGCAUCAAAGAAUUGGUUCUUGAAUUGGGAGAAGAGGGUGAGUGGUUUAGGCUGCCUUGGUGUCUUUUUUAUUGUGAAAAGCUGACCCGUUUGGACCUAUAUCGCUGCGAGUUGGAUCCGGCUCCUAGUUUUAAAUGAUUUUCAUGUUUGAAGAGCCUCAAUCUUCAUCAAGUUUUGGUUGCUCCUGAGGCAAUUGAAAGUCUUAUUUCUAGUUGCCCGCUACUUGAGACCUUGUCUUUGGCAUACUUUGAUAGCCUAGCUUUAAAUAUCCGUGCUCCAAAUCUUAAGUACUUAUGUCUGGAAGGUGAGUUUAAGGACAUAUCUCUUGAAAAUACUCCACUAUUGGUUGAUUUAUCUGUUGCUUUGUACAUGACUGAUGAAAAUGCUGAGAACUCUGAGCAAAGUUCAAAUUGCAAGUUUAUCAAGUUUCUUGGUGGCAUACCACGCCUUGAGAGGCUUAUUGGGCAUAUCUACUUUACUAAGUAUUUGAGUAUAGGUAAAGACCCGGGAGUCCUUCCAAUUACAUAUAACCAUCUAAAGAUUAUUGAAUUAUAUCAAGUGAGUUUUGAAGAUAUGAAAGAGAUACUUGUUGUUCUUCGCUUGAUUACAAACUCUCCUAAUUUAAAGGAACUUCAACUCUCGGGAUCCUCUUUAACAUCAAUGGAAUCACCGGAUUUGGAUUUCUGGGAGAAAGAAGGCCCUUCAGAUUGCACAUUCCACAAACUUAAAGUUGUGAAGAUGACAGAUAUGUCCGGACUGCCACAUGAGAUGGAAUUCAUCAAAUUUUUGUUGAGAAAAUCACCGGUGCUUGAGAUCAUGAGUAUUAUGCCUUGUGUGUUUGUUACUAUGGAGUCGCGUUUGAUAAUAGUCACGGAGUUGCUUAGUUUUACAAGGGCGUCUCCUAAAGCAGGAAUUGUAUUCAUCCAAGACUAAGUUCUGUGUCUGAUAAUGUUUGACAGAGCUGGGCUUCUGUUGUGUUUGUUCAAUUCAAUAUCUUGUGAGAAAUGACAAUGUGUUGACAUUGUAUACAAAAUCACAUGUUUGGUUCAUACUGUUCUACCUCCUGAACGGACACUGGCUGUGAUGUGACAAUAUAUUUCCAGGAACAGAAUAUAUGAAAUUCCUUAUUUCUGUUGUGUGAUUGA
This is a messenger RNA of Rosa rugosa (rugosa rose), 3980 nucleotides long. RefSeq names its product inorganic pyrophosphatase TTM2. NCBI's taxonomy places the organism in Eukaryota, Viridiplantae, Streptophyta, Magnoliopsida, Rosales, Rosaceae. Gene Ontology annotation, cellular component: cytoplasm. The record is from RefSeq and is a predicted model, not a curated record. Gene Ontology annotation, molecular function: ATP binding; kinase activity.